CUUACACAGGUACAAUUCCCCCAAACAACACAGCACCGUCGAAACUCGAGGGCCGGCGCUUUUGCAUCCUUCUCUUUGGACGGCGACAGAGGCCUCAACUUUGUGACACCUCGCGUACGUCCAAACAGUCGCCAUGCCCAAGAUCAAAAGCUAUACGGCUCCUUGGCUGGCCCAAGGCCCAGGCCAGGGCCUAUUUGCUGCGCCAUCCGAAGCUCAGUCGCCUUUCACCUCCAAGAAGAAGAAGAUCCCGGGUACCAGGCGGCCGAUUGCUCAUCGUGGCACCGAGGUAUUCGCUGCAGUGGGCAAGGAACUGCGAUGGGCAGACUUGGCCUACUUGAAGGACAAAUGGACGGCCAGGCAGGAUCGCCGGUCACCUGCCCGGGUCAAGAGAGAGGGAUCUCAGUUGCCUUUCAUGAACACGCAGGAUGGUUCCACGCCAUCGGACGCUGACUUGUCGGCUGCCCAGGGCUUUCGUACCAUCAAAACGACCGUAGCCGACAAUAUUCGACAGCUGGUCAUCUCCCCGAACUCGGACUACCUCGCGAUUCUGACCUCCCAUACCGUCCACGUAUGCGUUCUGCCUGACCCGUCCCAUCUUACAUCCGAAGAUACCGGACCAUUAAAGCCUAAGAUCUGGACUCUGGGACCGACCACCCACGUCACUUCACGCUCGCCCGUGGCAUCAGCGCUAUGGCAUCCGUUGGGCGUCAAGGGAUCCUGCCUGGUAACCGUGACGACGGAUGCUAUUGUUCGGGUCUGGGAGCUAUCGCUCAAGAACAGGUGGUCCUUCGACACGCCGACUCUCUCGAUCGACCUGAAGAAGCUCGCCGACGGUACGAGCCUAGACCAGGAUUUCGCUGCUUCUACGAUGAGCACCAACACAAACUUCUCCCCAGACGUUUUCGAGAUGGAGGUCGCGUCGGCAUGUUUUGCGGAACGUGAAUCCGGAGGCUGGAGUCCCAUGACGCUCUGGGUAGCCAUGACCGAAGGAGACGUGUACGCCCUCUGCCCCCUGCUGCCACAACGCUGGUCUCCGCCUCCCGCCCUCAUCCCCUCCUUGUCUGUUUCCAUCGUUGCCAACGUGGCGGCGAUAGAAGACGACCCCGACGUUUCAGAGCGCGAGAGGCUACUUGCGCAUCAACAGCUCGAGUGGAUGGGGGAGGUCGACGCACAAGAACCUCAGAUCAUCGAUACGGGCUUCGGGGAAGCGCCCGUCGAGAUCUACGCCCGGCCCUCGAAACCCGGUGUCGUCCCUAGGCUACAAGGGCCUUUUGAGCUCAUGGCGGACCCUGAAGGGGGUGAUCUAGAUAGCUCGCUGACAGAUAUUCAUGUCAUUGGCCAGAAGAUUGAGGCCGAGGGACUUAUGAUGGGCGAGGAAGACGACCUCGUUCUUGACGAGGGGGCCCGGGAAGGGCUGUCCUUGUCCGUGGUCUGCCUGCUCUCCUCGUCUGGUCAGCUGCGCAUCCUGCUCGACCUGGAGGGCGUCGAAGCCCAGUGGCUGCCUCCCAAGGGAAAAUCCAAGAUUGGACGGCUCAUGCAGGAUGCUGCUGAGCCGGCAUCCCUGCUCACGUUCCAGUCGAUCGAUACCAUGGGGCACAGUGAGGUUGCAGAAGGAAGCUGGCCCAUGUUCUCACGCGAUGUCAUGUCACGUUACGCGUUUUUCGUGACGCACCACGCAGGCAUCACCUAUGUGUCUUCGACACCCUGGGUGUUCCGGCUCCAGGGCGAGCUCCAGGGCGCGUCCGAGGUGGGAUCCGAUUUUCGACUCCGGCUCCUCUCGAAAGGACGGAACUCGACCCGCGAGAGGCUCUUCACGCAGCCAUCGGCCGACGUCUCCGUUCCGUUGGCAGCGUCUGUGGCCAUACAAGACGCGGACACUGGCUACUUCUUGCUCUCGGGCACACCCUACGAGCCCAUUGCGCUGACGUUCGAGACGCCGGAAGAGGAUUUCCCCCUAGAUCGCGAUCGCGAUCGCGACGAAACGCCCGUACCGGAAGAGAAGGUCAGCGACAUGCAGCCGCUGGAUUUCUACGAGCCGCGACCAGCAUUUCAGCCACCGCACGCCUUUGAUCAACAGUCGGCACUUCCUGAGCUUCACGGCAGGCUCAAGAGCUCUCGGCAUAGGGCCCUCCUCGGACAACAGAUCAGGCUGUCCCCGGUCACGCUGCAGAUAUUCACCGAUGCGCACAGGGUGCUGGGGGAAGAGACGUACAAGCUAGCCACGGCGGUAGCCGAGCUUUUCAGGCGUUGCACCUCUCUACAGCACGAACUCCGGGAACAGAUCCGGAAAGCGAAUGAGGUCAAGGAGAAGAUCGACAGGAUCGCGGGUCACGACAAGGACGGCGGGGAGGAGGAGAGCGACGAGGUGAGGUUCGAGCGACGCAUCACGAGGGCACAGGAGAGACAGCAAGAGUUGGCGGAGCGACUCGAAGGGCUGCGGAGGCACGCCAGCAAAUCGGCGACGCGGGAGCUAAGCGCCAAGGAGAGGGCGCUGGUGGCGGAGGUCAAGAGCAUGGAAGCGAGCCUCCUGGGGCCGGCAUCGCAGGGCGGACAGGUGCUGAAACCACAGCACCAGCUCUCACGGCGGGUCGAGGAAGUGGAGCGGCUGCGGGAUGAGCUCACGGGAGAAAUCGAACGGAUCCAGAAGAAGGAAAGCCAGGAUGGGCAAGGGCCCAAGGAAGAAGGGUCGGGGUCGGCAUCACCAGGUAGAGGAAGAUUGGGAGGAGAUUUCCGGGUACCGGCCGAGAUUCGGAAGGCGAAGAUGCAGCAGGUGAUGGGUCUAUUGGCGCGCGAGACGGCGCUCGUGGAGGCAGUGAGUGCUCGGUUGGAGCGACUGCAGGUGUAGGUAGGGGGGGAGUGCGUGGUCAUCUUUGCUUGUACGAUGAGCGAUGAUUUUUUUGUAAUCAGGUUUGUAACAAACAAUUUUCUGAAAUCCCCAGCAAAUCACAGUCUGGCUUUUUUGCUGGUAUUUAUUCGAGGUUCGACGCACGCUCUUCGAGUCUCGCUUCAGCUGCC
Messenger RNA from Sodiomyces alkalinus F11, 3015 nucleotides. RefSeq lists its product as hypothetical. The record is from RefSeq and is a predicted model, not a curated record. Gene Ontology annotation, cellular component: nuclear pore. Gene Ontology annotation, molecular function: protein binding; structural constituent of nuclear pore. Gene Ontology annotation, biological process: protein import into nucleus; mRNA export from nucleus; ribosomal small subunit export from nucleus. The transcript is spliced from 2 exons. NCBI's taxonomy places the organism in Eukaryota, Fungi, Ascomycota, Sordariomycetes, Glomerellales, Plectosphaerellaceae. The coding region runs from base 134 to 2845 and encodes 903 amino acids.